Messenger RNA from Beauveria bassiana ARSEF 2860, 1368 nucleotides. Its product is annotated as 3-oxoadipate enol-lactonase I3. The transcript has 2 exons. The record is from RefSeq and is a predicted model, not a curated record. Bases 1 to 1368 code for a protein of 455 amino acids. NCBI's taxonomy places the organism in Eukaryota, Fungi, Ascomycota, Sordariomycetes, Hypocreales, Cordycipitaceae.
AUGGCCUCUCCCGGCCUUCUCUACGUGACCAUGCAGCCCCGGCCCGGCCUCCCCAUCGCCCAAUUCCACGAAUGGUACAACAACGAGCACGGCCCGACGCGCCUCUCCAUUCCCUCCAUCUUUGCCAACGGCUUCCGCUACCAAUCCACCUCUCCCACCACCACCACCACCACCUCCUCCCCCUCCUCUCCUGCCUUUCUAGCCGUCUACGACAUUCAUCACAUGCCCCUCCUCGCCACACCCACCUACACCACCCUCCGCGCCAACCGCUCCCCGCGCGAGGCCGCCACCAUUGCCCAAGUCGACGUCCGCCGCGCCUUUUACGACCUGCUGCACACGGCCGCCGCGCCCGACUUUCAGCCCAUUGAGAGCCUGUCGGACCGCGACGCCGUCGGGCUCGUCACCGUCGCGGUAGAAAUCGCCCUUACAUCGGAUCCCGCCGCCGGAGACGAGUAUCAAAAUUGGUAUGUGGACGAGCACGUGGGGAUGCUGGCCAAGGUGCCCGGAUGGCGCCGCAGCCGGCUGUUCAAAACGUCGUCGCUGCUGCAAGAGGGCAAUGACGAGACGGCGACGACGUACCUCUGCCUGCACGACUAUGCACCGGACAAUGGGCUGGGCGGCGCCGAGCACAAGGCGUCCAUGGACACGCCCCGACGCACCGCCGUCUUUGAAAAGUACGUGGCCAGGAAAAGCCGACAGACCUAUUCUCUAUUCUACGUCUUUGGCCCUGCAUCGCGCGAUCUCUACUCCCUCUCGCAGCUCGACCCCCCGUCCUCUGCCUCCUUCACCUCUCCCUCGGGCACGCUCCAGACCUCUGCCAACUCCAUCACCUCGCGCAUCACCACCGCUCCCUCUGGCCUCGUCAUCCGCUACCGCCUCCAGGGCAACCCCUCGCCCUCCGCGCCCGUCGUCGUCUUCUCCAACUCCCUCCUCACGUCCUACGCCAUCGCCGCCAACACGCAAGCCUGGCGGGACCGCAUCGACGUGGCCCGCGGCGGCGGCGGCGGCGGCGGCAUAGCAGCGCUGGCAGGGCAGACGGUCGCGCGCUGGUUCCAUCCAGAGACUAAAGACGAGACGGUGGCCUGGAUGACGGACAUGGUGGCGGAAAACGACGUCGAGGGUUUCGCGCACAGCUGCACGGCGCUGUGGGAUUAUGAUUUGAAAGAGCAACUGCCUGGGUGCGCGGUGCCCGGUUUGCUCGUCGCGGGCGAGGCGGACGGAAAGGGUGCGCUGGUUAAAGCCAUGGAGAGCUUCAAGGGGCUGGUGGGCGAAGAGGGUGCUGCACUGCACGUGGUGCCGCGGGCCGGACACCUGCCCAUGUGCGAGUACCCACAGGGUUUCUGGGACGCAAUCAAGGAUUUCAUCUGA